AUGUCCCCGUCAACAUUACUCUCUCUCGGUUCCGCGAUUCUAGCCGUGUUCCUCUUCUGGACACUAUCGUCAACCACGUCUUCACCAUUCGGCGGUGCAUUCCCUCGUCUAUACAACAAGCGGAUAUGCCUCCUGAUCGCCCACCCGGACGAUGAGGCCAUGUUCUUCGCGCCCACGGUGUUGGCCCUGACCAGACCGGAAUACGGCAACCACCUCAAGAUCCUCUGUCUCAGCAGUGGUAAGCACCCACAUAGACCAUCGAACAAACACCCCCAACAUACACCCACUAACACUCACCCGCGACAUGAAACAGGAGACGCCGACGGUCUCGGCCACAUCCGCAAAAAGGAGCUCGUGAAAAGCGCUCUGCAACUAGGCCUACGCCAAGAAUCCGACGUAUACAUCAUCGACGACCCCUCCCGCUUCCGCGACAGCAUGACCGUCCAAUGGACCGAGUCCGACGUAUCAGCUGUUCUCGAACACGCCUUUGCCCCCGAACUCAGCGACAGCACCUCUUCUUCCAAGAAGAAAUCGAACAAAGCCGACUCGGCACCUACGGCCACCAUCGACGUGCUCUUGACCUUCGACAAAGGAGGUAUCAGCAACCACCCUAACCACCGGUCUCUGUACCACGGUGCUGUUCAUUUCCUGCGGUCCUUGAUGAAGGAUAAAUCGGGGUAUACCUGUCCGGUUACUCUGUAUACACUUACCACGACGAAUCUGCUGCGCAAGUACGCGGGUGUUCUGGAUGCGCCAUUUACGAUGGUUCGGGGCGCGCUGCAUUCCAUUCUGGGCCGUGGUGGUAGUGGCUCCAAGGGCCAGCUCCCGUCGCGGCUUUUGUUCGUCAGUUCUGUUAAUGAGUGGAUGACGGCGCAGUCGGCUAUGGUCAAGGCCCAUCAGAGCCAGAUGGUGUGGUUCCGGUGGGGUUGGAUUACGAUUGGUCGGUACAUGGUCGUGAAUGAUCUGAAGGCGGAGAAGAUAUGA
Molecule: messenger RNA, 984 nt
Organism: Aspergillus luchuensis
Lineage: Eukaryota; Fungi; Ascomycota; Eurotiomycetes; Eurotiales; Aspergillaceae
Gene: GPI12
Product: PIG-L family deacetylase
Exons: 1
Coding region: 1-984 (327 amino acids)
Biological process (GO): GPI anchor biosynthetic process
Cellular component (GO): endoplasmic reticulum
Molecular function (GO): N-acetylglucosaminylphosphatidylinositol deacetylase activity
Source: RefSeq, a predicted model, not a curated record